CAAAUUGGUUUCGAUUUUUUGCCUUUAUUGAAGGAAUGCUUGUCACCGGCUCCUCUCCUAAGCUUCCUCCCACACACAGAUCAGAGGAGAGGAAGACAGAAAGCUAGAGAGCUCUUUAUCUUCAUCAAUGGAGUCAGCAAAAUGUAAGAUUUGUUUCAGGCAAUUCUCUAACCGUAAAGCCUUGGGUGGUCACAUGAGAUCACACAUGGCGAAGCUUUCCAUUCAACCCAAGCCUCAGAAGCCUGAAAACUCCUCCAAAUUCGCUGUUCAUGACGACCAAGAAAGCGAAACCGACACGCCCAAGAACCAGAGUCGCAGACGAUCCAAACGGGCUUGCAGAUCAAUCAACAAAAAAGCCGACUCACCAGAUAGCUCAGUGGUUUCUGAUGUUGAUGACUUUUCUGCAGAAGAUGCUGCUCAGUUGUUGGUCUUGCUUUCAAGAGAGAAAUGGACAAGGGGGAAAGAAGUAGACAAUGAAGAAUUAAUGAAAGAGGACAAUUUCACGAUCAUCUACCGGUGCGAAACCUGCAACAAGGGGUUUCAGUCCUAUCAAGCCCUAGGAGGCCAUAGAGCAAGCCACAAGAAGUUGAAGAUCGAAAGCGAUGAAGAAGAUAUUGCACCCAGCAAGGGCAAUCAAAGAACUUUCAAAUGUCCAUUUUGCUUCAAGGUGUUUGAAUCUGGGCAAGCCAUGGGCGGACACAAGAAAGUUCACAUGUCCACUGCAGCAGCCGCUGCUAGAAGGGUUUCCAUGCCCGGACAAAACUUCAUUGAUCUCAAUCUUCCUGCUCCCGAAGAAGACAAUGGAAGUCAGGUGGAUGAUCCCUCAAUCAAAUGACGUUCAUCAUCAUCGUCUUGAUGAAAUUAAAGGUGAUUGCAUUCCUUUUUCUGUGUAUAGAUUUGAUUAUAGAUUUGAUUUGAAGUUAUUUUACAUAAUUUUAAGAAAUUUGAAACAAUGAGU
Messenger RNA from Vitis riparia (riverbank grape), 958 nucleotides. Its product is annotated as zinc finger protein ZAT1-like. Lineage: Eukaryota; Viridiplantae; Streptophyta; Magnoliopsida; Vitales; Vitaceae. The record is from RefSeq and is a predicted model, not a curated record. The transcript has a single exon. The coding region runs from base 128 to 835 and encodes 235 amino acids. Gene Ontology annotation, biological process: regulation of DNA-templated transcription.